AUGAAGUUCCUCAAUCUUGCUCUGGCGGCCCUACCCAUGGCCUCUGCCGUCAAUGUCCGGGCUAACAGCACUCCUGUUUCCUCUAGCUUGACCACUCCAACCCCGGCUUCUUCAAGCAUCAACGUCUGCGAGGGCCCUCAUACUUUCAUCCCUCUCUCCUCGGGCCGCGCCACUCCAGUCUCAAGCAGCGUUCGCGCUUCGUCCACCAGCGCCGCUCCCGCCAACACCUUGAUUGGUGGAGGUAAUACCGAGCCUUACUGCCCACCCAAAGACGACAUCCCCAAUGGCUUCAUCCCCAUCGGAGGAAGCCCUACCUCCAAGCCUAGCACUCCUAGCGCAACUGGCACAGCUUCCACUUCUGCUGGUGCCAAUGGUGAUGGCAAGUCCUCGACCAAGGUUACUGGCACUGUCCCUACUCAGACCAGCGGCAAGCCUGCCAUUACCGACCUCCCUCUCUCGACGAGCACCUACACUGCUACUCAGACUUACACCAUCACCAAGUGCCCACCUGAGGUCACCAACUGCCCUGUCGGCUCCGUCACAACCGCUACCGUGACCCAGUACACGACUUACUGCCCGGCCAUCAGCACCCCUCUGACUUACACGGUCACCACCACCGUCGCCUGCAAGUCUUGCCAGGGCGGGCAGACGACCACGCCCGUCACUGUCACCAUCGUUCCAGCACCAUCCAGCUCCAAGCCUGGCUCAACCACCACCCUGGGCGGUAACUCUCCCGCUGCUCCCUCAUCGGUCCCCGGUGCCCUUUCGCCCAGCUCUGGAGCCAACCGCCCGGGUUCCAACGACACCUUCUCCUCUGCCCAGCCUUCAGCUAACGCCACCGCCACUGGAAACCGUCCUACCGCCUCCGGCCCUACCUCUGGCGCUGCUCCUAGGGGCGUCCAGGGUCUUUUGACAAUUGUUGCUGGUGCUCUGGUUGCUGCCCUCCUGUAA
Molecule: messenger RNA, 951 nt
Organism: Clonostachys byssicola
Lineage: Eukaryota; Fungi; Ascomycota; Sordariomycetes; Hypocreales; Bionectriaceae
Source: the annotation of a GenBank genome assembly